UUGUUGUGCAGGAAAGCAUGAUGGCUGUAAACAAGUAUGGCGUGUGGUGGUGAUACCCGUCGCCUGUGCAGCGAAACUGUGAGCGCCACUCGAAAUUUGGCCCGUUUGAACGCCCAUUUACUCACCGCUGCCGUUCGCGAACCCGCCUUAAACCUCUACCUCCGUCGCGUUUAGAUCUUGCUAGUGUCCGAAGACUUUAAACAGAACUGCUCCAAAGCGGAGUUCGCCAUGUCGUUGCCGCCGUACAGUGACAGCCCCACUCCGACGCCCUUUCGGAGUCCAGUGGAAAAUGACUUGCCUCCAUCUUACGACGACAUCACAAAUCCUAAUGCUCCCCCUCCGUCCUACCAGUCACUCUUUGGACAGGUUCGCGAGGUGCACAAGACGUCCAGCGGAGUGCUUGACUUCUUGCGAAGCGUCAUACUUCUCUUGCUAGGCACCCUUGGAUGUUCAAUCUUGGUUGGAGUCACAGUCAUCAUUCCCGUCAGCAUGAUAGUGAUAGGUACCACAUACCUAAGUGACUGCCCAGCCGAAAAGUACAUCCCAAUUUUUCUUGUGAUGGGUGGAGUGUUUGGUGUGCUGAAAACGCUACUUGACGUCUGCGGCAAGUGUCGGCGUCCCGACAGCAGUGGGGAGGCUGGCCGCAACGUGGCGGAAGAGCAGCGUGCUGAGGAGCGCACCUGGAGCACGCUUGUCAAUUGUUUCCUUUUUGCCUGGUAUGUUGCUGGCUGCGUGUGGGUGUACCGUGCCUACCCUCCGGACUACACAAACAUCGAAAGCCCUGCAUUUUGUGACAGGACUUUGUACCUCUUUGCGUUUGGCCUCGUCACGGCGGGCCUGCUGUCGCUCGGCUUGGUGGCGGCCUGCCUCUGCUGCCUAACACUCUUCUCAUUGCUCUCGAGCAAGGAUUGAUAGUGGCAGAGCCGCCCACCGAUAUCGGCCUGAAAAGCCCGCAGUCAUGGAUGCCACAGGUACCACUCUCAAGCUCAAGACAUCCGUGCCCAGCUGCCCCCAAAGCGAGUGUGCACAGAGGCGCGUUGUGACGGCGAGUGACACAGUGAUGCUGGAUUGCUGGCGGUGUGACAGCUACGCGAGGCCUCUCCGAGAGUUGUGCUUUUACGAGCGACGGACAGUGGUUCAAGCAGUCGCGCGAUUCCUGUGUUUAUUUCUGCGAAAUUUCUUGGUAAUUUAAGUGUUUCACUGAUGAAGGAAACGGGUUUAAGUAGUCUUUCCAACCAAAACAUGAACGCAGGGGUCGUGUGCCACGGUGAUGUUUUGUUUAGUACCACUUUCAGAUGCUGUAAUUGCCUGUUCUGAACGGACGGUGUUUGGGCAUGCACCAUUGUUCACUACUUCUAACGAUUUUAUUUAUUUUUGAAUAGGAAAGAAAAGGUGCCACUCGCAUAGACUCCACACAAGCGUCAGUCUGCGGUUAUCACACACACACGAGAUUUAACCAUCUUCUUAGCAUCCUUAAGUGGAAGGUAGGUGGAAUUUUAUUUGUUCUUUGAGUCACAGGGAAAUGAGUUGAAAGAAUUGUUGGGGUUUUACGUUCCAAAACCACGAUAUGGUUAUGAGAGACACCGUAGUGGAGGGCUCCAGAAAUUUUGACCACCCGGAGUUCUUAAGGUGCACCUAAAUCUAAGCACACGGGCCUCUAGCAAUUUGCCUCCAUCAAAAUUCAGCUACUGAGACCGGAAUGCGACCCCACGACCAUUGGGUCAGCAGUCAAGCACCAUAACCAUUAGACCACCGUGGUAGGUGGGUUGAAAGAACUUGUCCUAAUACUGGUUUUCAUGUACUUGCAGUGUAACCAGGUGCCCCCAAACAACUCGACCGUACUUAAAAGGAAGUGAGGGAUCACCUCAGACUCUUUGAUUCCCUUAACUCCAUUACUGCGGGUCAACAGCAGGUUAAAACUUGUGACAAGUAUGCAAGCUGUGCAUAUAAGCAGACUCGUGGAAGUCCCAUAACUCCCGAAGCUGCAAGAAACACUUGUAAGCACUCCAGACAGACUUGUCCAGCUCCAACUGUGGCUCCCUUUCUAAGGUUGUGCAAGUUGAAACGCCAUGCAUGCCAUGCCAAAGCGAUGUGAAAGGGACACUUUCACGAGCAGCCGUCUUCUGGGCAUUAAUCAUGCUGUAUAUGAGAUGAUUCAAUACAGAGUGGUGCGCACUGCAGUUACUAGCGGGAAGCAGCCGAUAUAUUUUGUUAAUUAUAGUUAAGUGCUCAAGGACAACAAAAUUCUGGUUUAUGUCCACAGAGUAAAGGCUGAAUUUGUCUAACUUAAAAUGUCUGAGCCGCACUACAGUACAAAGAUGGAAGAGACCAAUGAAUGGAUCGAACAUGCACUGUAGUGUAAAAGAACUUGUUGCUGGACUAGGGGUAAACCAUUUCAAAAAUUGAGUGCAAACACACAGCACAUUCACACACGCACACACACGUGUAUGUGUUUGGUGUUUGGGUGUAUGCGUGUGUGAAUGUGCCGUGUGUUUGCGCUCAAUUAAUUUUUGAAAUGCGCUAUACUAUUAACAAAUAUUUUAUUGACGAAACCUUACAUGUGACAAUUUUAAUCAAUACAUAAGAAAACCCAAAUGUGCGUACACUAUAAGAAACUGGGAACACAGCAUGUUUGAGCAUAGAAAUGUAAACCAAAGGUGAAAACAGCAUUAUUAACUAAAACCAACUUUCCCAUCUUUCAGUCACCUUGUCAAAUUUACCAUGUACAAGCAGGAACUACACCCUGACUUUUGAGCAAGGAAAUUUAGUUCCAACUUCUCAGUUAGGUCAUUUUUUUAAUUGUUUUCUUUAUAGUUGCAGUCCAGAGACUUUUCUCCAUAAAUGUACAUCCUGGUUAAUCUGUAACCACGUUUUCUGAGCCUGUCAUGUAUGUAUAGGCGAUGCACAAAGCGCCGACGAAGCCAUCUGCUGCCACGGCUUGGAAGCGCUGACGGGUCCCGGUGAGCAGUGCUCCCACGAGCGUCUACG
Molecule: messenger RNA, 2988 nt
Organism: Rhipicephalus sanguineus (brown dog tick)
Lineage: Eukaryota; Metazoa; Arthropoda; Arachnida; Ixodida; Ixodidae
Product: transmembrane protein 272
Exons: 6
Coding region: 229-912 (227 amino acids)
Source: RefSeq, a predicted model, not a curated record